AUGAAUGCCCAAUAUGAAUACCAUGCGGGGAUACCAGGGCACUCGAUUGAGAACUGCAUUGCGUUUAAGAAGGCGGUGGAAAGAUUCAUUAAGAUGGGGAUCGUAAAGUUUGAAAACCCAUCAGGACCAAACGUGGCAGGGAAUCCGUUACCCAAUCUUUCUGAUAAAUGGGUAAAUGCAAUAAUUGAGAAUGGGGGAAGGAGAAUCAAGGAUGACAUUGCGGAGAUCAAAGGACUAGAAGAAGGAGAAGUUUAUGCCUCGGAGGAAGGACCUACGGGAAAAGCCCAAAAUCACCCGGUGGUGAUUAUUUCAAGGCCAGGAUACACAAGAUCUGGAAUACAACUGGCGCCAAGGGUCAUAAUCCAAAAACCUGUAGCCUUUUCUUACAAGGAUAGCAAAAAGGUUCCUUGGAAUUAUGACUGCAAUGUGACGAUCCCGGGAGAGGAGAACCCGAUAAAUGCUUCAGAGGAGGGUAAUGAUGUAGGUUUCUAUACACGCAGCGGAAAACGCUAUGACCCAGCAAAUACAAAAGGGGAGCCUAUAAAAGAAAAAGCCUUGGCGGUUGAACAAGAUAAAACAAAGACGGCCAGAAUUGAAUCGCAUGUUAACAAAUCGGUGACUGAAAAUGAGGCUAGAGAAUUCUUAAAAUUCUUGAAGCAUAGCGAGUACAACGUGGUAGAACAACUACAUAAGCAACUGGCUCGCAUCUCAGUGCUCGAGCUACUUCUGAGUUUAGAGACACAUCGUAAUGCAUUGAUAAAAGUGCUAAAUGAGACUUAUGUUGCUAACGAUAUCUCAGUGAACAAGUUGGAUCACCUGGUUAACAAUAUAAAUGCCGGCAACUUCAUCUUCUUCAACGAUGAUGAGAUCCCGCCAGGUGGUAUGGGAUCUACCAAGGCUCUGCACAUCACUACCUGUUGCAAGGGGCACAUACUACCGAGGGUACUCAUUGAAAAUGGAUCAGCACUGAAUGUUUUACCCCUGUCCAUGUUAAACAGGCUGCCUGUGGAUAGUUCUCACAUGAAAUCAUGCCAAAAUAUAGUGAGAGCAUUUGAUGGAACUGAGAGGAAAGUGAUGAGAAGAAUCGAGAUACCUCUCACGAUUGGUCCAAAUACAUACGAGGUGGAUUUUUUGGUAAUAUAUAUCAAACCAUCUUACAAUUACCUAUUGGGGAGGCCUUGGAUCCAUAUUGCUGGGGCUGUACCGUCGACACUUCACCAAAAGUUAAAAUUGGGGAGCAAAAUUCCAGCGCCUAAAAUAUCCAAAGCUACGACAAUGAGUUUGCAGCUAACAAUGGGAAAGGUACCAUUGCCUGGAAGAGGACUUGGAAGAUACCUCCAGGGAUGGGUCGAAGUACCGAUCUUGGUUAACAAACAUGACCAUUGUGGUUUGGGGUAUAAGCCUGACGCAAGGGAAAGGAAGAAGGAAUUGGAGAAAAAGCGAGAGAAAAGAAGAGCACGUUUAAGCGGGAUGGAAACUAAAUGA
Messenger RNA from Gossypium raimondii (Peruvian cotton), 1485 nucleotides. RefSeq lists its product as uncharacterized. NCBI's taxonomy places the organism in Eukaryota, Viridiplantae, Streptophyta, Magnoliopsida, Malvales, Malvaceae. Bases 1 to 1485 code for a protein of 494 amino acids. The transcript is spliced from 3 exons. The record is from RefSeq and is a predicted model, not a curated record.